This is a messenger RNA of Dipodomys ordii (Ord's kangaroo rat), 485 nucleotides long. Its product is annotated as eukaryotic translation initiation factor 3 subunit K-like. NCBI's taxonomy places the organism in Eukaryota, Metazoa, Chordata, Mammalia, Rodentia, Heteromyidae. The transcript has 4 exons. The coding region runs from base 36 to 470 and encodes 144 amino acids. Gene Ontology annotation, biological process: regulation of translational initiation. Gene Ontology annotation, cellular component: cytoplasm; eukaryotic translation initiation factor 3 complex. The record is from RefSeq and is a predicted model, not a curated record. Gene Ontology annotation, molecular function: ribosome binding; translation initiation factor activity.
GGCAAAGCCUGGGGACCUGGGGGUGCCACUGUGCCAUGUCUCUUGUGUCCCUCCUCAGGUACCAGUUCAACCCAGCCUUCUUUCAGACCACUGUCACCGCCCAGAUCCUGCUGAAGGCCCUCACCAACCUGCCCCACACCGACUUCACCUUGUGCAAGUGCAUGAUCGACCAGGCACAUCAAGAAGAACGGCCUAUCCGACAGAUUUUGUACCUUGGGGACCUGCUAGAGACCUGCCACUUCCAGGCUUUCUGGCAAGCCCUGGAUGAGAACAUGGACCUUCUGGAAGGCAUAACUGGCUUCGAGGACUCUGUGCGGAAGUUUAUCUGCCAUGUGGUGGGCAUCACCUACCAGCACAUCGACCGCUGGCUGCUGGCCGAGAUGCUUGGGGAUCUGACAGGUAAGGUCUGGGUCCUUGGGCCAACCUGGAGCGGGGAGGGCAGGCAGGGGCAUUGGGCCUCAGCCAUCUAGGCUGUUUCCAAGCCC